CCCCCAGCUCUCAAUUGUACCAGUGACCGCAGUACGUACGCAGCAAUCGAGACAAUCUGGAAGGAGACAUCUCCUCAACCCUUCGGUCCACCACCCAGCCGACCUCACGAUACCUCUAAAUUUCUUCCCAAAACACCGCCGAACCCUCCCUCUCCGAAUCACGACGUGAGAACUUCCAACAAUGGCGCCCAAGCGAACCGCCUCCUCCCAAAAAGCAGCAGCAGCUGCUGCCGCUCCCGCAGUCCACCACCCCGAGCCGCCCACCUCGCCCGCGGGACCGACCGCCGCCGCCGCGAUCCCGGGCACAAUGACCUCGCAGCCCAAGGCCGUACCCAUCACCAUGACCCCCAAGAGCACCGGCAGCGGCGCCCAGAACUGGGACCAGGUCCUGGCCAACAUUUACAACCACUACGUCAAGAGCACGCCGCAGCGCACCAAGCUGAUUGACGUCUUCAUGGCAUUUUUGGUCGUUGUUGGCGCGCUGCAAUUCUUGUACUGUGUUGUUGCUGGAAACUACCCCUUCAACGCCUUCCUCUCUGGUUUCUCUGCGACCGUCGGCCAAUUCGUCCUCACUGCAUCGUUGCGCAUCCAGACCACCGAGGCCAACAAGUCCGACUUCCCCUCUGUAUCACCCGAGAGAGCUUUCGCCGACUACGUCGCAUGCAGUCUGAUUCUGCACUUCUUCUGCGUCAACUUCAUAAACUAAGGGCACGUACCAGAUGAAAGGAACAGGAGACAAGUUUUUAUCUUCCAGUCGGGACAAGAAAAGGGGGUGUCGGUCCUCAAGGCCAAAGACUGAGGUUCGAUGUGGGCGGUGGACAGACCAAUUGGUGGUGAAGCAUGAACGCUACAACACCACAAUCGCAUGAGCAUGCGGAACGAACAAAGCAAUGUACAUUAUUUGAGCAGGCGUUGCAUCACAGCACGAUAGAUGUCAAAGAGAUGAACAAAAGUGCAAUUCUGGGA
Molecule: messenger RNA, 966 nt
Organism: Colletotrichum acutatum
Lineage: Eukaryota; Fungi; Ascomycota; Sordariomycetes; Glomerellales; Glomerellaceae
Product: DAD family-domain-containing protein
Exons: 4
Biological process (GO): protein N-linked glycosylation
Cellular component (GO): membrane; oligosaccharyltransferase complex
Source: RefSeq, a predicted model, not a curated record